AUGGAGAAAUUAGGGUUUUGUGUUAUUGAUGAGGUGCAUCUUGUCAUACCUUGGUCACAGUCCUUCCGAGAGUCAUACAGCACUGUUGUCACUCUGAUCCCUCGUUCCAUCCUACGUGACAUUCCUUGCAAUGUCAGGCUCCAUGAACCAAUUGAUCGUAAGGACCUAGUCUAUAGCACUUGUACCUUGAAGUAUUCGAUUACAGGCAGCGACUUCCCAGAUCUGGCAUGGCUCAACCCAGAUAACCUCACAACUGCACAAUCCAUCACACCUACACUAAUAGCAGUGGCAAUGGUGGCUAUUGCAAACGCAUUAGUCAAGUGGCUACGAAAGAAACUCAAGGAAGUACUUACAAAUGGAGAGAAUUUAGUUUUUCCAUUCCAUUCAAUUAUACCCCAAGAGGAUCGUCUGACAACGCUCCAGGAGCUCAAGGCUGGGACAGUACAAAUAGUGGUGGCAACAACAGCAGCCCAGGUUGGAUUAGACAUGGCGAUACGGAAUGUCGUGAUCUUGGAUCUUCCCCAUGACUUCGAGGCCAUGACUCAAUGGAAUGGUCGUGCAGGUUGGGAUGGACAGGGUUGCCAUGCAAUCAUAUACACGCCAGAUGCGAUCCGAAUUGAAAAUGUUUUUGACCUUGAUGGUGACCCUGCAGGGGGACGAAAGAAGACCACGAAUAGAGCUUUAAAACUCCGAAGUGACUUUCGAGACAGUUGCCCACCUGGUUUUGUUGACUACUUCAAUGCUCCCUGCCUUCGCAAAGUCAUAGGCGAAUACUAUGGGGAGCCAUAUGAGAAACCCAAACUGUGUUGUGAAGGACCAGGAUGUUAUCCUGGUCCAAACAUGGAACCCUUACAAGCAGCAGAGCGAUAUGUUGAAAAUCUAGACAAGGGGAACUUACCGAAGUAUAAUGCUGCGAUGUUGCAAGUUGGGAUUGAGAGCCUUCGAGUCUGGCAAGAGAAGAUAUGGAUGGAGAGGGGAAGGGUUGGGGGCCUUACCAAUUUGGACGCACCCUCAUCGACUGUCUCGAACCAUUCAAUCGAGCUCCUUGCAGCAGGAAUGCAUCAGGGAUAUUCUGAAGAACGGAUGAAGGCUUUAGCAGAGUCAUGGGGGAGUCACAACGGACUUAGCGUUAGGGAACAGGAGCUAUUGGUUGAGGUGAUUAGGCAGUGUAAUGGAGGUUGGGUGCAGGAAUCCCGGAGUGUGGGAGGCAAGAGGAAAGAAAGAGCCACAAAAGAAAGAGCCACGGAGGCAGUGGCAGCACGGAGGCCGGGCGGUGGCAGCCUGGGAGGUGAGGAUGAGGUCACCUCAGCAUCAAUACUUGGGCCAACAUGGGGUGAAGGCAAACGGAAGGUAGUACUUACGAAGAAAGCAGCCAAUUGUCAUAUCCAUACAAUCCCGACCUCUGCUCUGGGCUCCCGGAACUCCGAACCAGACUUCCGGAGUCCUACUACCCUUCCGUCACCUUCUCCUUGCCGACUCCCAAGAGGUUAUCCCACCUCCGGCUCUGACACACCCUUCGGUCUGACUCCGGAACAUUCCGGGUCCGACCCCAACCUUGACACCUUCCAGACGAAACCUCCAGUCUUAGCUCCGACCUCGGACUUUGACCCCACCUCCGCUUAUACCCAUUGUAUUGGUUAG
Messenger RNA from Cantharellus anzutake, 1641 nucleotides. Its product is annotated as P-loop containing nucleoside triphosphate hydrolase protein. Lineage: Eukaryota; Fungi; Basidiomycota; Agaricomycetes; Cantharellales; Hydnaceae. Gene Ontology annotation, biological process: double-strand break repair via homologous recombination. Gene Ontology annotation, cellular component: chromosome; cytoplasm. The transcript has 4 exons. The record is from RefSeq and is a predicted model, not a curated record. Gene Ontology annotation, molecular function: 3'-5' DNA helicase activity; four-way junction helicase activity. Bases 1 to 1641 code for a protein of 546 amino acids.